Lymnaea stagnalis (great pond snail) is the source of this 350-nucleotide messenger RNA. NCBI's taxonomy places the organism in Eukaryota, Metazoa, Mollusca, Gastropoda, Lymnaeidae. The record is from the annotation of a GenBank genome assembly.
CUUCCACAGUCGGGGAAAGUCACUCUGCUGCCUCUGUCCACCCUCAAGGAGAUUGAGGUGGCCUUGAAGAAACAGAUGAAGUUAAAAGUAAAAAAAGAGCAUGGUGACUCCAUGGGUAAGGAGUCAUCGAGAAAUGACAUUUUUUUAUCACGGGUUCCAAUACUGACACAGCUGGAGCAGACCGCAACAUUUUUAGAUGAAGGACGGGACACAAAUCAGAAGGAUUCUCAAAACUCUAAAUGUCUAACCCCAACUGUUUCUUCUUCAGUCAAACAGAAAUUAAAGUUAGGGUCAUCUAGUACAUUUCCUUUGUAUCAGCCCUCUUCCAUGUUUGUGCCGUCACUUCCCAC